AUGUCGUGGGCCGCUCAAGCGAGCUUGAAUAUACCUGCUUCCAGGAUGCAACCAACAGAUGCAGAAGAUCAAGCAGCUGAAGAUGCUGCAGUGGAAGAGAAAUGCACCCAAUUGCGAAGUCGCCUUGGCAGACUGCCAGAGGAAGACUUGCAGUUUGCUGUGGAUUCAUUCACUUCACAGAUACGCGAGACCUGGGGCCUUCGGCGUGCUUUGGCAGCUUUGACAGCUGAUAGACAUCAAAGUCCAGAGGGAGGAGCAAGGAAGAGCCACUUGCAAUUGCACAUCUUCGAAGCCGAAGCCAAGAGUGCUUACAAACAGGAGCUCAUGGAGACGGAGCUCUGCAGUGAACUGGUUCGAGAGGCAAAGGCCCUCGCAGAGCAAGCGGAGUCGCUGCGAAUGCGAGAAACGCAGCGGGAUGCCAGGUAUGCACACUGGGAAGAAGCGGCUGUCCAGCUACCAGCGGUUCUCAAUGCAGAAGGAGCUUUGCGGCAGCGCGCCGAGAACAUGAUGACGGAAGAGUUGCGUCUGCAGGCGCAGGUAGAAGAGUGGCAGCGCCGGUCAGCAGCCGAGCUUCUUGCUUGUCGCUUUGAAGUCAGCGACCUGCAGAAGCAAUGUGGCGAGCUGAGAGGGGAGCUGGUGCAGGCGCAGGCGGAGGUGUCGCUGGCAUCCAAUGAGGUACAGGCGGAGGCAGUUGGCUUCUGGUGGGCGGGGCAGUUGACUUUACUGUGUGAUGAUAAUUCAGAGGGAUGUGCGUCACGUAAGUGGGCGUUUCGGUAUGAUGUGGCUUGGGCUGCUUGUUGCAGGCCUGGAAAACGAUGUGGUUUGUGA
Molecule: messenger RNA, 828 nt
Organism: Symbiodinium pilosum
Lineage: Eukaryota; Dinophyceae; Suessiales; Symbiodiniaceae
Source: the annotation of a GenBank genome assembly